Molecule: messenger RNA, 647 nt
Organism: Paramacrobiotus metropolitanus
Lineage: Eukaryota; Metazoa; Tardigrada; Eutardigrada; Parachela; Macrobiotidae
Product: matrilin-2-like
Exons: 4
Coding region: 42-647 (201 amino acids)
Source: RefSeq, a predicted model, not a curated record
GGUGAAUCGGAUAAGUGAAGAAGUGGUUGGCAUACAGGUUUAUGCAGUUACAGUACAUAACCAUCGAAAAAGAGAUUGGAGAAGGGGAAAGAAUGGCGGUGUACAAGCAGGUCAUCAGCCGACUGAAUAUCGGACCGACCAGUAAUCCGGUGGCACUGGUGCAGUAUUCCGAUUACGCCGGUGUUGAGUUCUUUCUAAAUACGUUCCGCACGAAAGACGAGGUACUGCAUAGAAUCGUCUCUGGGAUAACUUAUCAGAACCAGGAAACAGCCACCGAUUUGGCUCUACUUGCGCUUCACCAAGACGUUUUCACACUGAGCAACGGCGCCCGCGCCCACAACGCCAUACCGCAGCUAGCGGUACUGUUUACCGAUGGAUACGCCAACAACGGCGACUCUGCAUUGUACCAAGCCGCUGAGGUGCAUGCCAGAAACAUCACCCUGAUUUCCGUCGGUAUUGGCAGCGGCAUUAACGAUCAGGAACUGAUUGGUUAUGCUUCACAUCCGCGUAAGGAACCCUUUUACAUUGAUGAAUGUUACUUACUGCGCAGUCACGAUAUGAUGUGCUGUAUCCAGGGCUUCUCCGAAAUGGCGGAAGCAUUCGCCUUCGAACUAGAACAACGCAGUUGUACCGGUAAACGAUAUUGA